Messenger RNA from Aureobasidium musti, 474 nucleotides. The record is from the annotation of a GenBank genome assembly. Lineage: Eukaryota; Fungi; Ascomycota; Dothideomycetes; Dothideales; Saccotheciaceae.
AUGUCCGCUGCCUGCAUCUUCUGCAAAAUCAUCAAGGGUACAGUAAUCUCUCCACAUCAAGAACUCCCAGAGAAACACCACAAAGAAGCUCAUUACCAAACCCAGNGCGAGAUCCCCUCGAUGAAACUCUUCGAAAGCGAAAAAGUGUUUGCUUUCCUCGACAUCAACCCUCUAAGCUACGGCCACGCUCUCGUCAUCCCCAAACACCACGGCGCAAAACUCCACGACAUCCCCGACGACCAACUCACAGAGAUCCUGCCUGUGGCAAAGAAGAUCGCGCAAGCAGUCAAUGCGAGCGACUACAACAUUUUGCAGAACAAUGGAAGGAUUGCUCAUCAGGUGGUUGACCAUGUGCACUUCCACAUGAUCCCCAAGCCGAAUGAGAAGGAGGGUUUGGGCAUCAGCUGGCCUCAGCAGCAGGGCAACCAGGACAAGCUCAAGAAGCUCAAAGAGGAGAUUCUGUCAAAGAUGUAA